UCGAACCUGGGUCCUUUGGCUUUGCAGGUCGGAGCUCCUGCUGCGGGUGAGCUGCUGCGAUCUCUAGCCAAGCAUGCUGUGGUCGGAUCUGCCCAGCCGCGGAACAGAAACCUUCGCCGGAUGGAAAAUCCAUAAAAGAAAGCUCCUGUGAGACGCAAGGCUGACGGUGACAUAAGUGAACUGAGGUAUACUUGGGCUGCCUGACUUUCCUGUGUUGAUUAAUUAACCGGCGGGGGGGGAGAAGAGAGCUUGCCUUCUGACCUUUGUACCAAAGAUCUGGGAAAAAGAACCAUCUCACUAUUUCCUGAGCACUUGGGAGCUUCCGAGGCCCCGGCUAAUGUGCUGACCGUGGCUAUGGGCAGACGGUACCCGGCAGCUCACUGGCGUCCUGAUUCCUAUUGCAAAUUAUAAACCUAUUUCCUGCUCCACUGCCGACGCCCAGUGACCCAUGUCAGAAGUUCUUCCAGCUGACCCGGGUGUGGACACCUUGGCCGUGUUUAUGGCCAGCAGCGGAACCACAGACGUCGCCAAUCGGAACAGCCCAGCCACCCCGCCGAACACCCUUAAUCUCCGCUCCUCCCACAAUGAACUGCUGAACGCUGAAAUCAAGCACGCAGACGCCAAGAACAGCACGCCGCCCAAGUGCAGGAAGAAAUAUGCCCUAACCAACAUCCAGGCGGCCAUGGGCCUCUCCGAUCCCGCCGCCCAGCCCCUGCUGGGGACCGGCUCUGCCAACAUCAAACUGGUGAAAAAUGGGGAGAACCAGCUCCGCAAGGCCGCAGAGCAGGGGCAGCAGGACCCCAACAAAAACAUCAGCCCUGCGGCGGUCAUCGGCCUAGCUUCGGAGAAGUUGGAGGGUAAAGAGCCCCUCCCGCAGGGGUCCUCGGGCUGUGACCUUGUGCCCUCCCAGCCCCCGAGGACUAAGAGCUUCCUCAACUACUACUCCGACCUGGAAAUCUCAGCCCGAGGACUAGAGCCGAACCCCGGCAGCUGCCCCGGGCUGGGGGAGGAGAAAACCCAACCGGGCCAGGGCCAAGGCCCUGCCGUCAUUGGCAACGGCGACUUGCUGCCGCAGAAACCAAACAAGCCCCAGUCCAGCCCAGAAGAUGGCCAAGUAGCGACAGUGUCAUCCAGCCCAGAGACCAAGAAAGAUCAUCCUAAAACGGGGGCCAAAACCGACUGUGCACUCCACCGGAUCCAGAACCUCGCGCCCAGCGACGAGGAGUCCAGCUGGACGACACUGUCUCAAGACAGCGCCUCCCCCAGCUCCCCAGAUGAAACAGCAGAUAUCUGGAGCGAUCACUCAUUUCAGACAGAUCCGGAUUUGCCACCUGGAUGGAAAAGAAUCAACGACAUUGCUGGGACCUACUAUUGGCACAUUCCGACAGGAACGACUCAGUGGGAACGGCCCGUGUCCAUCCCAGUGGAUCUUCCGGGUUCUAGGAAAGGGUCACUUAGUUCUGUCACGCCAUCUCCCACCCCAGAGAAUGAGAAACAGCCAUGGAGUGAUUUUGCUGUUCUGAAUGGGGGAAAGAUUAAUAGUGACAUUUGGAAGGAUUUGCAUGCAGCCACAGUGAACCCAGACCCCAGUUUAAAAGAGUUUGAAGGAGCGACACUCCGCUAUGCAUCUUUGAAGCUCAGAAAUGCCCCUCACGCUGACGAUGAUGAUUCUUGUAGUAUCAACAGUGACCCAGAAGCCAAGUGUUUUGCGGUGCGCUCUCUGGGCUGGGUCGAGAUGGCAGAGGAAGACCUCGCCCCUGGUAAAAGCAGCGUGGCUGUCAACAACUGCAUCAGGCAGCUCUCGUACUGCAAAAACGACAUCCGGGAUACCGUCGGCAUCUGGGGAGAGGGCAAAGACAUGUACCUGAUCCUGGAAAACGACACGCUCAGCCUGGUGGACACCAUGGACCGCAGCGUGCUGCACUCUCAGCCCAUCGUGAGCAUCCGCGUGUGGGGUGUGGGCCGCGACAACGGCCGAGAGAGGGAUUUUGCUUAUGUAGCAAGAGACAAAGACACAAGAAUUCUGAAAUGUCAUGUGUUUCGAUGUGACACACCAGCAAAAGCCAUUGCCACAAGCCUCCACGAAAUCUGUUCCAAGAUUAUGGCCGAACGGAAGAAUGCCAAAGCCCUGGCCUGCAGCUCUUUACAGGAGAGGACCAACGUGAACCUUGACGUUCCUUUGCAAGUAGAUUUUCCAACACCAAAGACUGAGCUGGUGCAGAAGUUCCAUGUGCAGUACCUGGGCAUGUUACCUGUCGACAGACCUGUUGGCAUGGAUACCCUGAACAGUGCCAUAGAAAGUCUGAUGACCUCAUCCAGCAAGGAGGACUGGCCCUCAGUGAACAUGAAUGUGGCCGAUGCCACUGUGACAGUCAUCAGUGAAAAGAACGAAGAGGAAGUCUUGGUGGAGUGCCGGGUGCGGUUCCUAUCCUUCAUGGGGGUCGGGAAGGAUGUCCAUACGUUUGCCUUCAUCAUGGACACUGGGAACCAGCGCUUUGAGUGCCAUGUGUUCUGGUGUGAGCCUAAUGCUGCCAAUGUGUCUGAGGCCGUCCAGGCUGCCUGCAUGUUACGAUAUCAGAAGUGCUUGGUAGCCAGGCCACCUUCACAGAAGGUUCGACCCCCACCUCCGCCAGCAGACUCGAUGACCAGAAGAGUCACAACCAACGUAAAACGAGGGGUCUUAUCCCUCAUUGACACUUUGAAACAGAAACGUCCUGUCACAGAAACACCAUAGCUGCUUAUGUUUCAAGGAUUCUGUUCCUUUUACCUGAAGAUCAACUGGUAAACUAAAGAAAAGGAACUGCUAUCUAUCUGGCCUUCCAUUCACUUGCUGAUGCUUUGUCUCCAGAGAAUUUAUCCUUAACCAAACAGUGUGAGACCAGCAUGUUCUCUCGUCUUGCCACCAUCAUGUGAUAUGAAAAGAAGCAUGAAUAAUUUUUUUUUGCUAUCAGUAAGUUACAUCAUGAGCAGUGGAAGGUCUUUUUCUUAUUGUAAAUAUUGUGAACAUGACUUCACACACAAAAGAAUGUGGCCACACCCUCCUAGUGAACUAAUGCUGCGUCCUUGGAGUCCUUGGAGUGAUCGAAGCCUGAGUUCCUUUCACCGUCCUCUUGACUGGAUCUGUCACAAGCAACCUUUGAAUCUUAUGGCACUUUGCCCUGUUUUCAGCAUUCAAAACAUUUAGACACUAAAUAGCAGAUACCAUUGAGUUGCUGUAAAAAUAGGGAGACAAGUUUGAGUUUUGGUUUUUCAUAAGAUGGGACCAGUUGGUUGACAAAAUUGGCUGUUGGCAUCAGCAUAGAGACCGGCUAGCAGCUUUCCUCAGCGAGCUCUUUGACACAUGGACACCAUUUCAUGUCUACGGCUGUUUGUGGGGUGUUGGAAAAAAGUGAAACUUUAAGAUGGAUAAAAAACAAAAUUUGAGGAAUUAAAACAAACAAAAAUAGCCUUUCUUUUCAGGUGGUUUUCAAACUUAUUAUUUUUAAAAGAGAUUAACAAAGUCAUAAUGCAUUUUGGAUGGGACAUGUUUCAAACUUCUGCCUUACAUUGUACAAUGCAGCUAGAGAAUUAAAGUUCACUAUGGCCAUCCUCUACCCAGACAUGAAAAUGAAAAUCUCCUCACACACCUUUCAUCCUUAGUUUGAUAACAUCUAAUAUGCAAUUCAAAGUUGAGGAAAUAUCAUAUAUGUAUCUGUCAUACACUGUUAUUUUAGAUCUCCGCCACAUGAUACUUGUUAGUUCACGACUUAGAAGUAAAUGUUCUGCUAGAAUUCUGUAUCAAGCCCAAAAGUUCUCUAAUGCUUUUUGUCCAGAAAGCUGUCUGUCUAUUACAUAUUGUCCAUGGCAACAAAUUUCAUUUAAGUUGAAUCUUUCUCAAAUUUAUAUAUUUAAUGUUGGAAAUUUGUUGAACUAGAAAUGUUUUAAAACUUAUAUUUUUCCAUUUUAACUUAAAGAUUUAAAUUUCCCAUGUCAGAGCAAAAUAUAUGUAGGAGUAAUGGACUGUUUGACAGUUUCCCCAAAAUAGCAUUUUUCUACUUUGUUUUAUGUAGAUAGGAAACUUAAGUAUAAAGAUAUACAAAUUUAGACUUUGGUUGACAAUGUUGUUUUAAAAGGAAAAAUUUCAAAGAAGAUCAAUCUUAAUAUUAGUCUUGUUUGAUUUUAAUGUUAAAAUUAACGUUUACAACAUCCAGUUAUAAAAGUAAUGUUUUCCGCCUAUACACCACUUUGUACUUGUCAGAAUGGUUCCACAUUUUUAUCACAUUUGAGCCUUAUAAGUAGAAAGGGUACUAAACACAUUAGAGACAUCAAAACACAAAGUACCAAAAGAUUAAAUAAGUGGCCUAAGAUCUCACCAAAGCUCAUGAGAGCCAGAACCCUGGACCCACGGUCCCCAUUCUUGCCAUGUUAUUCCUCCUCCACUCAGUCAGGAAGACCUUUCCAAAUGACUCUGGCCAAUACAAAGAACAGCAGAUAAUAGAAAUGCUCACUGUCAGGCAAUCUCUAUAUUCCCUGGUUAGUAGGGAAAGAUGUCCAGUUUAUCUACACAGUGAUAUGACAUUAGUCCUAAGACCAUUGUCUUCUCAGUCCAGGACUGUAUGCUGCAAUGUACCUCAAAUGUGUUGUAGAGGACAAGCAUCCACCUUCAGUAGCCUGCUCCAAUCUGGGGUUUUCUAGAGUUGAUGAUGCUUGUGGAAGAGAUAUUCCUAACUCACACAUGUAGCUAUCCCAGUGAACAUUACAGAAUUAGUAAAGGGCAUUAUGCCUGUGGUUUCCUCAGAGAAGUUAUGGAGUGGAGUACAGGGGUUUGCUGGUACCCUAAUGUUAUAAUGAAAAUACUACUACUUGAGAAAAUGAAUUGCACUUCAGAUCAGUUUGCAUACUUUCUGGUAACCAGUGCCAUCAUGAGAAAUUACUGCAGUAAUAAACCUUACUGUACCCGGUGUGUGUGUGAGAGGGGGGGAAACUAUUCAAGUUUAUUUAUGAUGGUCUUUCACUUUGAUCUCGAUAGUGAAAUGUUUUGAUGUGCUCACCUUCAAAACGUGAAACAAGUAAUCCACUUCUCUACAGGAAAUCUCUACCAGAACCCCUAGUCCAUUUUUUUAAAGACAUACAUCUCUUUCUUUUCAGGAUCAAGAAUACUGAGCUAGCUUUAAAUAGCACACUGAUUUAUAUAUGCAAUUAUGGAUGCAGUAAGAUGAAUGAUAGCCUUUACAUAAUGAAAACUUUACUGCAGAUAAUUUUGUUUUCAAAAAAUAGCUUUGCAUACUAAAUAAAUGCAGGUUAAUUUUGUAAAUUAUGUUAAACAGUAUGUUCAGACACUUUCUGCCAUGGCCAAAAAGUAUGUAUGAAAGUAUGUGUGUAUUUGUCUGUGAAAGGAUGCCAGUGUUUUACCUGAGAUCUUAGUGAUACUUCAGUUAUCUAUGCAUUCUUUAUAUCUGUGAUUUGGUAAACAGGCAGCCAUGUUCACUAUGCCUUGUAUGUCUUUAUCAUUUUUUUAAUUAACCUGUUAAAUACAGCUUAAAAUAUUUUAUUUAUUCUAUUUUUACUGAAAUAUACUGCAUUAUUGUGUUAAUGUAUUAUCUUUGCUGGAUGAAAUGUCACAAUGUAUCCAGGUCUAAGUAAUCUCAGUGAACUAUAUACAUUGCCUAAAAGGUGGUUUUGUAAUGAUUUGUAGUCGCAUUUCUAUUGGAAUAUGUAGAAAAGACAAAAUGCUUAAAGUCCCUUUUAUUUUUUAAAAGCAGCUAGCUAGACACACUCUUGCCACCUCAUCUAUGUGCCCCUUGGCAGAAUCAAGGGAAUAGCCAACAUGCCUAUGGCUAAGAACUUUCCUUUGUAGACUAAAGCACUGUGCAGUGCUUUGUUUUUAUAUCUUUCAUAACAUGUGUGACUUCAUCAAAAAGGUAUGUACACAUAUCCACAUGCCCUUUGUUUCCACCUGGGUAUAAGAUCACCAUUGUUUUUUGUCUGUCUGUCUUAUUGCAUGAAGGGACAUUAGACCCAUUUCCAUUAAAACAAGUUUUUGGUGAUAAAA
Molecule: messenger RNA, 6031 nt
Organism: Jaculus jaculus (lesser Egyptian jerboa)
Lineage: Eukaryota; Metazoa; Chordata; Mammalia; Rodentia; Dipodidae
Gene: Apbb2
Product: amyloid beta precursor protein binding family B member 2
Exons: 19
Coding region: 449-2734 (761 amino acids)
Biological process (GO): regulation of DNA-templated transcription
Cellular component (GO): nucleus; cytoplasm
Molecular function (GO): transcription factor binding; amyloid-beta binding
Source: RefSeq, a predicted model, not a curated record